GAGAUGUCAGAGAGCCCUCGGUGUCCAGAAAGAAGCCCGGGCAGUCCUGGGCCCCGCGGGGCGGGUAAGUUGUUGUGGGCACUGUGUCCGUGCGGAGCUGCUGGGAAAGAGGCUGUGUGGUGCGGUGGUGUUCCGAACGGAGGCCAGCGGUCUGCGGGAAAUCGAGAGUCGGAGAGAGUCCACCUGGAGCGACCAAAUCAGUGGGGGAAGGGCCGCGCCUGACGUGUGGGGGCCACAGAUGGCGACUGUCAAAAGGAAAUAGAAUCAUGGCAGCAGAUGAUGACAAUGGUGAUGGAACCAGUUUAUUUGAUGCCUUUUCUGCUUCUCCUCUUAAAAAUAAUGAUGAAGGCUCAUUGGACAUAUAUGCUGGGUUGGACAGUGCUGUUUCUGACAGUGCUUCCAAAUCCUGUGUACCAUCCAGAAAUUGCUUGGAUUUAUAUGAAGAGAUCCUGACUGAAGAAGGAACUGCAAAAGAGGCAACAUAUAAUGAUUUACAGGUAGAAUAUGGAAAAUGUCAGCAACAGAUGAAAGAGCUAAUGAAAAAGUUUAAGGAAAUACAGACACAGAAUUUCAGCUUAAAAAAUGAAAACCAGUCUCUUAAGAAGAAUAUUUCAGCACUUAUCAAAACUGCCAGGGUGGAAAUAAACCGUAAAGAUGAAGAAAUAAGUAAUCUUCACCAAAGAUUGUCUGAAUUCCCACAUUUUCGAAAUAAUCAUAAAUCUGCAAGGACUUCAUCAGAUGCAAUUAAAGCAAAAGAUCUUAAAUCUAAGUCUCCUCAUUUGGAUGAUUGUUCAAAGACUGAUCACAGAACUAAAAGUGAUGUUUAUAAAGAUGUACAUCAUAGUGCUUCACUGCCAAAUCUAGAAAAAGAAGGAAAACCACAUUCUGAUAAAAAGAACACUUAUUUGCCUACAUCUCUGGAGAAGCAUUGCACCAAUGGCAUUUGGUCACGCCCCCAUUAUCAGGGUGGUGAAGGUAGCUCAAAUGAGGAUAAUAGAAGAGGAAGAAAAGAUACUAAACAUAGCCAGCACAGCAAAGGAACUGAUCGAAUACGAAAAGACUCGAGUAUUAGCUGUGGUGAUAGUGAACCAAGAAACAUAGAGGGUAAUCAAAGACUACAAGGACGUCCUGAGAAACAUGGUAAAGGUGAACCAAAGGCUGAAAGCAGAAGUUCAAAGUUUAAAAGUAACACAGAUUUGGAUUAUAAAAGUGAACGUAGCAGCUAUUCUUGGGAUAAAGAAACUUUGCGAGAAAGGUCACAUACUCGAGUAGAAUCUCAAAAUGACAAAAAACUGGAAAGACAAAAUGAGAGAUCACAAAAUAUAAAUAGAAAGGAACUUAAAUCACAAGACAAAGAGGAAAGAAAAGCUGAUCAGAAACCUAAAUCAGUAGUGAAGGACCAGGAUCCCUGGAGAAGAUCUGAGCGAGAAUCACUGAAUCACUUCAAGAAAUCUCAUAAUUUAGAUAAACACCAUCUAGAAGAGAGAAGAGGAAGGGAAGAUUGCAAGAGAGACAGGAUUGUAAGCAAUCAUAGUUUUCAAGAUGGAAGAUCUUCAUCUUCUCUUUCAAGUAGAACUCACAAACGUAUUGACUCUAAAGAAGUAGAUGCUGGGCACCAAUGGGAAAAUACACCAUUAAAAGCAGAAAGGCACAGAACUGAAGAUAAGAGGAAAAGAGAACGAGAAAGCAAAGAAGAAAAUAGGCAUAUGAAAACUGAAAAAAAAUUACCUGUAGAAUAUUUGCAGAAAAUUAAUAAAGAAGCCAAGAAAACCACUACUGAUUUAAAGAGACAAAACGAGCCAAAAAAUGACAAAUGUGAAGCCUCUGAUAAUGAAGUUUCUGAAGUAGAUAAGAAAACUGCAGUGAAAGCUGAGAGUGGUCCAAGUGACACAAAAAGCAAAGACUUAAAGCUAAGUUUUAUGGAAAAAUUGAACUUAACUCUUUCCCCUGCUAAAAAGCAGCCUAUUUCUCAGGAUAAUCAACAUAAAAUAACUGAUUCUCCCAAGUCCAAUAAUGUAUGUGAUUUGGAAUCCUCAGUGCAUGCUAAAACAGUGUUGUGUGUUAAUUCUGUCAGUGAACAUGUCACAGAGGAAACCAAAUCAAAGUUGUUGAAACCAAAGGAUGUUCUCCCAGCGGCAUCUGAAUCUAAGAUCGAUGUUUCAGGAAGCCAAAUGGAAGAAGAUAAUAGUUUGUUAGUUAAAUCUGUUGAGAGUACUAUGCAUUUUGAAUUGCCUACUGGUACAGAGACAUCCUCAGCAGCUGUAGAAAUGGAAAAAACAGAUUCCUUGUUCCCAUCAAGAGAAAUGGAACAAACAAGAGCAGCAGCCUCUGUGGUAAUGGAUGUAUUACAAACUGAUGCUUCUCAAAACUUUAGCAUGGAAUUGGAUACCAAAAAAAAUGAUAAUUUAAAUUCUAGUGGUGUUUCUGAAGAUGUGGAAAUGAAGUUGACUCUUGUAACAAAAGUGACUGAAAACAGUGAAAGCAUUUUGCAGCCUUCAAUUGAAGAAGCUAGCAUUUUGCCAAUAAUCCUUUCAGAACAUGGUAACUCAAAAUUUGAGCCUUCUCUUGUAGACGAUACACCACUGACUGAAAGUAAGUCUUGUCAUUUGGAGUCUUGCUUACCUAAAGAGACUCUAGAACCUUCACUUCAGCAGACUGAAUUAAUGGACCAGAAAGUGGAAAUUGGUGAAACAAAUUCAAUAUAUCAUGAUGAUGAGAACUCCGUUUUGAGCAUUGACUUCAAUCAUCUGAGACCUAUUCCAGAAGCCAUCAGUCCUCUGAAUAGUCCAGUGAGACCUAUAGCAAAAGUUCUUAGAAUGGAAAGCCCCUCUCGAGUUCCAUUGUGUAAUAACAGUCAUAAAGAUGUGUUUCCACCAAAUUCAGUUCAUUCUAUCUCCAGGUCAGAUCUCAAUAAGGAAAAUCAAAAGCCAUUCUAUAAAGCUGACAAAUGUACAGAAGCAGAUUCCUGUAAGGAUUCAUCUUUAGAUGAAUUAGAAGAAGGAGAAAUUAUAAGUGACAAUGAAAAAUCUGAACCACAAAAAAAUUUUGAAAAAAGUGCCAAACCUAGAGCAUCUGCUGAAGUGCGGAACACAAAGACUAGUCCACCAAGUAGGAAAAGUUCUAUGUGCUUGGAUAAGGAUAAUAGGAAAACAUCUGUAAAAAUCCAUCAGACCAGCAGCAAAUGGAAUAAAAGACCAAGGGAAUCUAACAGAUAUUCAAAAACAGAGAAGAAAGAUAAAACAAUGAGUACUUCCUGCUUGGAAAAAAUAGUUCAAAUUGUUGCUGCACCCUCUUCUGUUCGAGAGAUUAUGCACAUGUUAAGAAUGAUAAGAAAACAUGUGAGGAAAAAUUACAUGAAAUUCAAGAUAAAAUUUUCAUUAAGACAAUUUCAUAGAAUUAUUGAGUCAGCAAUUUUGAGUUUUACAUCACUAAUUAAACAUCUUGACUUAUCCAAAAUCUCUAAGUCAGUGACUACUUUACAGAAGAAUCUCUGUGAUGUUAUAGAAUCUAAACUUAAGCAAGUUAAAAAGAAUGGAAUAGUUGACCGUUUAUUUGAACAGCAACUAUCAGAUAUGAAAAAAAAAUUGUGGAAGUUUGUAGAUGAACAACUUGAUUAUUUAUUUGCAAAACUUAAGAAAAUCUUAGUAAAGUUUUGUGAUUCCAUUAAUUUUGGAAGUGACAGUGAUGAAGGAAAACUUGAUAAAAGAAGUAAAGAGAAAGUACGAUAUUCAAAUUGUGAGAACGGUCAUGUGGACAACUCCAACAAAGAAAUGCUAAAAGAAAAAUUGCCAAAACCAGGAGACUCUGUUCACUUGAAGUCUUUAUUGGAAAGUGAAAAACCUGAGGAAAAAUGUCAAGACCAAAAUAACUCCAAUAUCAAUGCAAUAAAGCAUGAUAUUAAAAAAAGUUCUAAUAGCUGCUUUGAUACUAUCAAGAACUUUCAACCUGGAGAGCAUGCUUUGGAACUAGACUGUCCAAGUAUCCCAAAGCUGGGAAAAGCUGAAGGCAGCACCAUGGAGGAAGCACAAACAUCCCAACAUGCAGCUUUGAAGCCAGAACGAAGUUUUGAGAUUCUUACUGAACAGCAAGCAUCUAGCCUUACUUUUAAUUUAGUGAGUGAUGCACAGAUGGGUGAAAUAUUUAAGAGUUUAUUGCAAGGUUCUGAUCUUUUGGACAACAGUGUUAAUUGUACUGAAAAAACUGAGUGGGAGUUAAAGACUCCAGAGAAACAGUUGCUAGAGAGCCUUAAGGGUGAGUCUAUACCAGCUUGUACAACAGAAGAGCUGGCUUCAGAGGUGGCUUCUCCAUGUCCUAAAAUAAUUAGUGAUGAUAAUUGGUCAUUAUUGUCUGACAAAGGUCCAUCUCUGUCUUCAGGACUUUCAUUGCCAGUUCAUCCUGAUGUGUUGGAUGAAAGUUGUAUGUUUGAAGUGUCUACUAACAUGGCCUUAAGUAAAGAUAAUGUGUGUAGUUCAGAAAAGAGCAAACCCUGCAUUUCUUCCAUACUUCUUGAAGAUCUAGCAGUAUCUUUGACAGUACCAUCACCUCUGAAGUCAGAUGGUCAUCUCAGUUUCUUAAAGCCUGAAGGUUUGUCUAAUUCAACUCCUGAAGAAGUUAUUAGUGCCCAUUUUAGUGAAGAUGCCUUAUUGGAGGAAGAAGAUGCCUCUGAACAAGAUAUUCAUUUAGCUCUGGAAUCUGAUAAUUCAAGCAGUAAAUCUAGUUGUUCUUCAUCAUGGACAAGCCGGUCUGUUGCUCCAGGAUUUCAGUACCACCCUAAUCUACCUAUGCAUGCUGUGAUAAUGGAAAAGUCCAAUGAUCAUUUCAUUGUGAAAAUACGACGUGCAACGCCAUCCACGUCUGCUGGUCUUAAACAGAGUGUGGUAACUGAUGAGUCAUUGGCAUCUUUGUCCAGCAUUGGGAAGGAAGCUGAUGAAGCAGCAAAGAAAGAAUAUGUUUCAUGUCAGAACACAGUUACCAAACCUGUGGAUGAAUUAGAAAAUUCUAACAAAAUUGUCAAUGGCAAUAAAUCAGGUCCUGAAGAACAGAACUCUAUGGUACAACCACAGGUUCCUGAUAUAUAUGAAUUUCUUAAAGAUGCUUCAGGUAAGGCAGGUGACAGUGAUGAAGUGACUGAUGAAUGUUUCAAGUUACAUCAAGUAUGGGAACCAAAAGUGCCUGAAAGCAUUGAAGAACUGCCUUCUCUAGAAGAAAUUCCACACUCUGUUGAGGAUCGUCUUCCAGACACAUACAUAGACCUAACGAAAGUUCCAAUUACUGAGACCAAAAACUUGGGGGAACUGAUGGAAGUAACAGUUUUAAAUAUUGAUCAGUUGAGAUGUUCUGGAAACAGUUUAAAUCAAAAUGCUCACAGCUUAGGUAAUUCUGUGCAAUCUGAUAAUGUGGGUGCUUUUAUUGAUUUGACACAAGAUGCUUCAAGUGAGAGUAAAAAUGAAAGUAACCAUUCUGCAUUAGCUGUUGAAGGAUUGGGAUGUCAGGUGAUAUGUGUAGAUGAAGAUAAGUAUACGGAAGAAAAGGUGCAAAUGGAAAGCAAGCCUUCGAAAUGCAUUACUGAGAAAGCCUAUAUUGAUUUGACCACCGAAUCUCCUGUUUCUUGUGAAGUAAAAGAUGAUUUAAAAUCAGAGUCAGCAUCAAAUUCUGGGAAUCCAGAGUUGCCUGGGACUUUGGAUAAUGCUCACAAAAAGAGAAAAAACCUUUCUGAACUAAAUCAGUCUUCUCAGAAAAAACAAAGAAAGGAAACAGAUGUAACUAGUAGGGAACAGACCAAGAAACUUAUUCAAGAGAAUGGUGAAGCUUACCGAAAGAAAGCCAAUAAGAAAAGGGCCUCUGUAGUGAAUAAAGAUCCCACAGGAAUUAAAGAUUCGGCAGCAGCACUCAACGCUUCUACAAGUCUUUCUGCAAGGAAUGUUAUUAAAAAGAAGGGAGAAAUUAUAGUUUCAUGGACAAGAAAUGAUGACCGGGAAAUUUUAUUGGAGUGUCAAAAAAACGGGCCAUCUUUGAAAACGUUUACAAAUUUAGCUGUCAAGCUGAAUAAAAAUCUAAAUCAGGUCUCAGAAAGAUUCCAGCAGCUAAUGAAGCUCUUUGAAAAAUCAAAAUGCAGGUAG
Molecule: messenger RNA, 6119 nt
Organism: Oryctolagus cuniculus (rabbit)
Lineage: Eukaryota; Metazoa; Chordata; Mammalia; Lagomorpha; Leporidae
Gene: CASP8AP2
Product: caspase 8 associated protein 2
Biological process (GO): Fas signaling pathway; extrinsic apoptotic signaling pathway via death domain receptors
Cellular component (GO): mitochondrion; PML body
Molecular function (GO): transcription corepressor activity
Source: RefSeq, a predicted model, not a curated record